AUGUACCUUUUCAUACGUUCUUCAAUUAACGUUACGGUUGGUAUUGAUCAAUAUUCAUUCACCGUUAAUGAAAAUGCACAAUUUUAUGGUAUAAAGAAUAUACCAAAGGGAAUACAUCUUAUUUAUUUCCAACAAGAGAAGUCGAAUACUUUUAGAUACGGUUAUUGGUUUAAUUCUGAGUCUAUCAAUCCAACAGAAUCAUUACUUCUUCAAUAUGAUUCUAAAGAUGAGAUAUUUGAAAUAAUUGAAAAUUUUGAUGUUAACGAACAAUUAAAGUUUCAACAUUUAAUGGUGAAUUACCCAUCAGUAUCUGAUGUUACUGAAAUCGAUUGGUUUGUUUUAAGUGAAUAUCUAAAUUGGGAUCAAAUUAUUAAAUAUUUCAAUAAAUCAACCUCUUCAUCGUCACGUUUAUUAUAUGUUGAUUCAACACUAAACACAAAUGAAGAGAAGAAGUUGUUAACAGAAAGGUUAAAACUUGAUUUGGGUAAGAGUUCUGAUGAUGAUUAUUUAAACUAUACACCUAUUGAAUUCAAGUCAAAUAUAGCUAUUAGGCCUUCUCACGAGAUGGAGGAUUUUUUAGAUAAAUCAUAUUACUUGAAUAAAAUAAUAUUGCCAAGUUAUUAUAAUAAUAAUAUUUACAGGUUGUUUUGUGAAUUGCAAUUCUCCUUCUUAAACAGUAUGAUAUUUGCCAAUUAUGGGUCUAAUAUGCAAUGGCAUAGUCUGAUAGAAUUACUUUUAAAUAGUUCUGAAACUUCAGACAAGGACAUAAUAUUGAAGAAGUUGGAUAAAAUGCUUUCAGAACAAAUAAGUUCAUUGCCUAUGGAAUAUAUUGAUUAUACCAUUAAUGGUGAGACGUGGGAUAAAUUUUUAAAUAAAUCUUUAAACGGUGAGAAAUUAACGUCGACUAAAUCUAGUUUACUUCAAAGACUACCUGAACUUACUGCAAUUUGCGAAUUAGGAGACGAAAUUGAAGAACUUGAAUCCAUUGAGGGACCACCUCCUGUAUUUUAUCCAAACAUUGAUAGUGAAGAUGAAACUGAUCAGUGGGAACCUACUGUAAUCAGUGGAGUUUACCAUAACACAAGAUGA
This is a messenger RNA of Vanderwaltozyma polyspora DSM 70294, 1089 nucleotides long. It is a transcript of the gene AAR2, whose product is annotated as U5 snRNP complex subunit AAR2. Gene Ontology annotation, biological process: spliceosomal tri-snRNP complex assembly. Bases 1 to 1089 code for a protein of 362 amino acids. The transcript has a single exon. The record is from RefSeq and is a predicted model, not a curated record. Lineage: Eukaryota; Fungi; Ascomycota; Saccharomycetes; Saccharomycetales; Saccharomycetaceae.